CCCCGUCAAGAGCGUGGUGGGGUGAAAUUCCUGAGUCAUUGGCAGGUCCAGAGUGCCACGUUCUUGGCAGUCGCGUCAUUGUGUUUUUCUCUCUACAACAAGUAAGACGCAUAUUGACGCAUCCACUACAACACUUAACUGACUAAAAUUUCAACAUGUCCCAAGAUUGUCCAAUUUGUUUAGGUGACAUUGACAACAAAAGUUAUACAAAUGUGUGUAAACAUUUGUUUUGUUAUACAUGUUUAAAACAGUGGUCAAAAGAAAGUUUAUUUCUACGCCCAAAUUCUGAACCCACUUGUCCAGUAUGCAGAAAGAAUUUUAUACAUAUCUACCAUUCUUUUGAUGACUUAGAAAAUCAUAAAAGCACAUAUACCAUCAUUCCAGGAAUAAACCAUGACAUUUUACCAUCUGCAAUACCUAGAACUUUAAGUGUAAGAACCUUUAGUUCUAUGUCAAAUGGUAAUAGAGAGUUCAGUGGAAUGAACAGGUUACUUCGAAAUAAUGGCUAUCCUGGACAAAGUGGACACCAAUAAUUGAUAUGAACCAGAGGAAGAAAUCUACCGCUGUGAUUCUUUAGCUGAGAUUAAAUCAAAAUCGUCAAUUUCUUCCCACUUUAUUAAAAACAUCAAUUCUCCACUAGCAUCAGUUGCACCAAUAAUUCUCUCAGCUAUUUUUGAAGCGACUUCUUUUACACUGGAAUAAAAAUACAUUAACAUGUUAAUAAAAAUAGAUGUAUCAUUAAUUUAAAAAGGUUUCCUGCAGAUGACACCAUAAAAUAUCAAGUAAACAAUAGGCCAUUAUUUUUAACUUUGUCAGUAUAACAACUAAAUUAUUUGUUUUUUAUACACUAUACCAAUUGUACCAAUAAACAUUAUUUUA
Messenger RNA from Metopolophium dirhodum (rose-grain aphid), 879 nucleotides. RefSeq names its product E3 ubiquitin-protein ligase Topors-like. The record is from RefSeq and is a predicted model, not a curated record. Gene Ontology annotation, biological process: protein monoubiquitination; protein polyubiquitination. Gene Ontology annotation, molecular function: ubiquitin protein ligase activity; metal ion binding. Lineage: Eukaryota; Metazoa; Arthropoda; Insecta; Hemiptera; Aphididae. Bases 156 to 533 code for a protein of 125 amino acids. The transcript is spliced from 6 exons.